Messenger RNA from Tripterygium wilfordii, 897 nucleotides. Its product is annotated as peroxisomal membrane protein 11-4. Gene Ontology annotation, cellular component: peroxisomal membrane. Gene Ontology annotation, biological process: regulation of peroxisome size; peroxisome fission. NCBI's taxonomy places the organism in Eukaryota, Viridiplantae, Streptophyta, Magnoliopsida, Celastrales, Celastraceae. The record is from RefSeq and is a predicted model, not a curated record. The coding region runs from base 120 to 806 and encodes 228 amino acids. The transcript has a single exon.
UUCAAGUAUUAUCCUAAUCUUGUAAUUUUUUUGUGGCUAUCCUGCAAUUUUCUGUAGCAUUACAAAAACUGUAUAAACAAAUCCAAUGAGUUCAUCUUCACUCUAAUUCCUCCUCAACCAUGAAUGACACAGUAGACAAACUUGUAAUCUUCCUAGCCAAGAGAGAUGGCAUUGACAAGCUAGUCAAGACCUUCCAAUACGUCUCCAAGCUUGUCAACUGGCAUACUGAGGCCACCAACCCAGAAAUAGCUCAGAGAUUCAAGAAAUGGGAAGUUGCUUCUGGAUUAAGUCGAAAAGCCUUUCGAACUGGCCGGUUUUUAACCGGAUUCAACGCUCUACGAAGAAGCCCAGGCUCGACCAAAACGUUCCAGUUCCUAUCUGUUCUUGCUAAUGCAGGGGAAAUGGUCUACUUCUUCUUUGACCAUUUCCUUUGGCUAGCGAGGAUUGAAACUUUGGACCCAAAAUUGGCUAGAAGGAUGAGCUUCAUAUCAGCAUUUGGUGAGUCAUUUGGUUAUGUGUUUUUCAUUAUAUCCGACUUUAUUGCAAUGAGAGAGGGAGUAGAAGCAGAGAGAAAGCUUAUCAAGGCCAAAGAAGAAGGUCUGAUUGAUAAAGAGGGAGAGGAUAGGAGGAGGCAGAUUAGAGCGGAUAGAGUGAUGAGGAUGAUGGCAGUGGCAGCUAAUGUUGCUGAUUUGAUUAUUGGAAUUGCAGAUAUUGAGCCUAAUAGAUUUUGUAACCAUGCUGUUACUCUAGGCAUCAGUGGUUUGGUCUCUGCAUGGGCUGGUUGGUAUAGAAAUUGGCCCUCAUGAAGUAAUUAUGGAAUAGUGUUUGUGAACCGAAGUGUUGAAAAGUAAUGGAAGAAACUUCAAUCAUCUUCUUGUGACAAUGCUUUUGCUUUCU